AUGGCCCCGGACCCCGGUGACCGUGCCCAGCACAGUCUCCUGCUCCAGCGGCGCCGUGUGACUGUGCGCAAGGCCGAUGCCGGCGGGCUGGGCAUCAGCAUCAAAGGGGGCCGGGAGAACAAGAUGCCUAUUCUCAUUUCCAAGAUCUUCAAAGGCUUGGCAGCUGACCAGACAGAGGCCCUCUUUGUUGGGGAUGCCAUCCUGUCCGUGAACGGGGAAGACCUUUCCUCUGCCACUCAUGACGAGGCGGUGCAGGUUCUGAAGAAGACAGGCAAAGAAGUGGUAUUGGAGGUCAAGUACAUGAAGGAAGUCUCACCAUAUUUCAAGAACUCUGCCAGCGGGACCUCGGUUGGCUGGGACUCGCCUCCUGCCUCACCCCUUCAGCGGCAGCCUUCCUCCCCUGGUCCCCCACCCCGAGACUUCAACGGUGCCAAACACAUGUCCUUGAAGAUGGCAUAUAUCUCGAGAAGGUGUACCCCCAGUGACCCAGAGCCCAGGUAUCUGGAGAUCUGUUCGGCAGAUGGUCAAGACACCCUCUUCCUGAGGGCCACGGAGGAGGCUAGUGCAAGAUCGUGGGCAGCUGCCAUCCAAGCCCAAAUCAAUGCUCUAAUGCCCUGGGUCAAGGACGAGCUGCAGGCACUGCUGGCAGCUACCAGCACAGCUGGAAGCCAGGACAUCAAGCAGAUCGGCUGGCUGACUGAGCAGCUGCCCAAUGGGGGCACAGCACCCACCUUGGCCCUGCUGACUGAAAAGGAGCUGCUCCUCUACAGCUGUGUCCCCCAGACCCGUGAGGCCCUGAGCCGGCCAGCCCGGACUGCCCCACUCAUCACCACCAGGUACCCACAGGCAGGCAGGAGAGCAUCACCCAGAGCUCGAGGGGAUGAUGCUUUAGACGGGCCUCAGAAGUUGCGGACUUUAGCCCUAUUUUGCCCUGAGGGUAGGGAUGUCUCUGUGCAGAGUGGGUAUACAGAUGGCAUGACAAGUAGUGAGCCUCCCAUCCCUGGUGGUAUUCAAGCCCCACUUUUGGAGCUGCCAGUUGGGGUUGGAGGUAGGCUUGUGGUCUCUGAGGGCCAGCUCUGCCCAUUCCACACACCCUCCCCAUGCCCAUGUGCCCUCCCUGCAGCCUGCACGUGGAACGGCCGCCCCUGCAACCUCUCUGUGCACAUUGACAAGGGCUUCACACUGUGGGCAGCUGAGCCAGGUGCGGCCCAAGCUGUGCUGCUCCGACAGCCCUUUGAGAAGCUGCAGAUGUCCUCGGACGAUGGUGCCAGUCUCCUGUUCCUGGACUUCGGGGGUGCUGAAGGAGAGAUUCAGCUGGACCUGCAUUCGUGCCCCAAAACCAUGGUCUUCAUCAUCCACUCUUUCCUCUCGGCCAAAGUCACCCGCCUGGGGCUCUUGGCCUAGAGGUCGCCAGGUGCACUAGCCCCAAGGAGGGGGUGUCCACCCCAUGGCCUGACCUGGCCCUCCACUGACUGCCUGCUCAACACUGGGCUGAGGAAAAGGAGAGGAAAGGAAUAAGGAUGCAGAGAGACCCAGCCCCUGAGGAGGCUGGGAUAGUCUUGGGGACUGGGACCCAGAUUCAGGACAGUGGAUCCUGCUGUGAUGGGGUAGUUUCCCUGUUGCCCCUGCCCCAUCUCCCCACCAGUGCCUUUGCAGAGAGAUAUUUUGUGUACACAGAAGCCAUUCCAAGCCUGGGACUGCCCCUGUGGGGAUCCUGACCCCAGCCAGCAACUGCCAAGCCUCCUAGAGGCCCCAAAGCCACCCCAGAGGCCCCAUCUGAAGCUGGAGUUCCCUGGAGUCUGAAGCAAUGGAAAGAGGAGCCUUUCUGUUCAUUUCUACCCUCAGCCCCACCACCUUGGGGCAUGUGGUUUUCCCCUUCAUCUUCUCUUUCCUCCUUAUUCUUGGACAAAUAAACAACCUGUGAGCACACAGGCAGCCUGA
Myotis brandtii (Brandt's bat) is the source of this 1941-nucleotide messenger RNA. RefSeq names its product syntrophin, alpha 1 (gene SNTA1). Gene Ontology annotation, cellular component: neuromuscular junction; dystrophin-associated glycoprotein complex; sarcolemma. The record is from RefSeq and is a predicted model, not a curated record. Gene Ontology annotation, molecular function: structural molecule activity; protein binding. Bases 1 to 1404 code for a protein of 467 amino acids. Lineage: Eukaryota; Metazoa; Chordata; Mammalia; Chiroptera; Vespertilionidae. The transcript has 8 exons.